Sphenostylis stenocarpa is the source of this 447-nucleotide messenger RNA. NCBI's taxonomy places the organism in Eukaryota, Viridiplantae, Streptophyta, Magnoliopsida, Fabales, Fabaceae. The record is from the annotation of a GenBank genome assembly.
AUGCAGUACACAUACUUCAUCCUCUGCAAGCAGUUUAAAAGCACCAUUCAGAUCUCUCCUUUCCCAUCAUCACAAACCACAAAACUUUUCUUCAACUCAUACCAAACCCACUUACUUCUUCCUUCUCCAUUUCAUUUCCAACCUCUUUCUCUCUCUCUCUCUCUCUCUAGCACAGCAUCAUUUAGAUCAAAAGAAACAGCAAGCAUGGAUAGCAGUUAUUUCGGAAAACCAAACUUUGGCAAUGAAAGGUCAAGUGCUUCUUCUUCAAGAAAAGGGAAGAAGAACAACAACUCAGACAAACCUAAGCAACCACAGAGAGGACUUGGAGUUGCUCAGUUGGAGAAAAUCAGAUUACACAGUCAAAUGGCCUGUUCUUAUCACCCUUCUCUCCACGGCUCUUACCCUUCUAAUUUCACCAACGUAAACCUCUAUUUUCUUCUUCUAUAA